CCAAUGUCUACCGCCGUCCACGCUGCAGCCAUGGCGGAGGACGCCGCCGCCGAUCUGCGCCGGAGGAUGAAGGACAAGCGAGCCGCCAUCGAGCGCCGGAUCACCGACUCCCGGGACCGCGCCGCCGCCGCCUCCUCCGCCUUCAGCGCCGCCCUCCUCGAGGCGCGCUCCAUCGCCAACCAGACCGUCUCCAACCGAGCAAAACUCAGCGAACAAAAACAACACCUCAGGAAAUUAGAAUCAGAUCUAGCACAGGCCCUCUCCGUCCAAGCAAGCAGAAGGUCAAAACACAAGUUCAUGACUGAGUCGAUUUCAAACACCACUGCAACAAAUGAACAUCUUAGACACUUGGCUAUGGACCGUAGGUCUACAAGAGAUGAAUGCAUGAAUGCCAUAUCAAAUCAACUAAAAGAUAUUGAAUCCCUUGAAGCUGAAAGUGACGCACAUGGAGAUAAGAGCCUAGAGACGGCUCUUAUGUGGUAUGAUAAGUUUCUUGGUUUUCAAGUUGUUGGAGGAGAAGGGGUGAAAUUUGUGUUCAACAAAAUUGAUGUGCAAAAUCCUGACAAGAAGUAUUCUUUUUGCAUAAAACUUGCUGGAGAAAGAUACAUCUUAGUCUGGUGUGUUCCAUCUGUGGACGAUGCUGAAGAAUUGGUGAAGGAUCUUAACUGCAGCAAUGAUCUGUACAAAUUUGUGAGGGCCAUGAGAGAGAUGUUCCAGGCUGCUACAAUCAGUGGUAUUUUAUGCUACAUAUUCUCGUUACGUGUUUUGUCUUCAAUCAUGACAUAGGUUCCAAGCUCAGGACUAUUGGGCAUGGUUUGCGGUAGUUUUUUUUAAGUCUUUUGAACUUAGUUAGUUAUUUGGUGGUUUGUAAAUGUAGCAACCAACUCGUCGUUAUUAUUUAUUUGGAGUUAUGGUUUGCGUUUUUUUUGUGUGUGUGUGUGUGUGCAGGAAAUCUGUUGCCAAGCUCCUUUUGCCCCGACGUUUCAUCCAUAACAUCUUCAUCGUUCUCAGCGUUAUCACUGGAUUCCAGAAGUGAAAAAUAGCAUUAAUCAGAGUCAUACCAUGACAUUGACUUAGCAAUGGGCUGCGGAUAUCUGUACAGUACAAGUUGAAGCACUUCUGAAGCCCUCUUCUGUUACACACGCUAGCAGUGUUGUAUAAUGCUUGUCUGCUGCUUGCAUUUUGACUCCAAACUCGCAGUUUUGCUGUUUGUAACUUUGUACUAUUACCUAUCAUUCUUAAUAAUCAUGGUAAUGUUUGAGCCUUUUAGGUGCUCGAUCCCACUGAUUUUGAUC
This is a messenger RNA of Zea mays, 1295 nucleotides long. RefSeq lists its product as uncharacterized. The transcript has 6 exons. Bases 4 to 786 code for a protein of 260 amino acids. Gene Ontology annotation, biological process: chromosome segregation. NCBI's taxonomy places the organism in Eukaryota, Viridiplantae, Streptophyta, Magnoliopsida, Poales, Poaceae. The record is from RefSeq and is marked predicted. Gene Ontology annotation, cellular component: Ndc80 complex.